Messenger RNA from Colletotrichum godetiae, 1064 nucleotides. RefSeq lists its product as uncharacterized. Lineage: Eukaryota; Fungi; Ascomycota; Sordariomycetes; Glomerellales; Glomerellaceae. The transcript is spliced from 2 exons. The record is from RefSeq and is a predicted model, not a curated record. Bases 196 to 912 code for a protein of 238 amino acids.
UGAGCCCCCUUCUCAAAUGGGCCCUGCCUCUCUCUUUUGGCCCCUUUCCAUACCAGGUACUUGUGUCAUGUAUUGUCUCCGUGCCUGCCUCUAUCAUCUUGACAUCUGACGAUCGUCACCUCGAAUCAUUACACACCUCAUCAGGUACCUGAAGGGAAAGUGCUGAGAGUACGUACUUGUUGUGCCGUGCCUUCCAUGUCCCGGGCACUGAACAGUCCAGUUGGGAGAGAAAGAGGUAGGUACUCCUGUCAGGUACCUACCAAUGGGCUCCGUCCACUCCCGGCCUCCGUUCUUCAGUCCAGUCCCAAACUCCCAGGUCAGGCAGGAGGGAGCACUCCAGUCUCCAGGAGACGGGAAGACGUGGCGGACUGGAAAAGGGUGAAGGGCAGCAAGAAAAAGGCAGGCGCGGAUCCACAGCAGUGUGCCUGCCUGAUAUUAUUUCCAUGCUCCCCUCGCUCCUGCCGCGACUCCCCAAUCUGCAUCUGGACCCGUCCUCCGUCCUCCGUUCUCCUCUUCGUCUUCCCGAAUCCCUCCUCUCAAUUAACCCACUCCUUCUCCGUCAUCAAUCAACCACUCGCUCCCUUUUUCUGCUUUUUUUUCUGGACCACUUCAGAGCUUCAACGUCCACGGUACUACCUCAAGGCUCAAAACCCCCGGCGCAGACCCAUCGAUCGUCCCCCCCCGACCGACAAGUCGCCUCCAUCUCGCCUCCGUGUAGACAACUUCGCUCCUGUCGAGACACCAAACCUGCCAACCAAGGUCCAAGGACAAGCCUGCAGGUCCCUGAUUUUCCGCAAUCUUGCUCUCCCAGUGACCUCACAGCGUUUAAUCUUUUUACGCCAACGGUCAAACCCACACGCGCCCACACGCACACCCCCGAAGCGAACGGAGAACACACCAAGGAACGACUGAAGUCGCUCACGUCCGCCUUCACCUUCACGGGUUCACGUCCACCGGAGACCGCUCCCUCCUACCGCAAAGAGCACCGUGUCCAGCAGCAUAUCCUGCACCUCACUGCAAUCAUCCCAAUCUGCCAACAACCCAAUCAGUGUCAAUUCGCCUUC